Messenger RNA from Ostrea edulis (European flat oyster), 1197 nucleotides. RefSeq lists its product as uncharacterized. Gene Ontology annotation, molecular function: protein binding. The transcript has 3 exons. The coding region runs from base 1 to 1197 and encodes 398 amino acids. The record is from RefSeq and is a predicted model, not a curated record. Lineage: Eukaryota; Metazoa; Mollusca; Bivalvia; Ostreida; Ostreidae. Gene Ontology annotation, cellular component: extracellular matrix.
AUGGCGGACACCCUGUUAAUUGCUGUUUGUAUAUCGUUAGUUCCCUGGGUAAGUGCAAACCCUGCGGGCUGUGUGGCCAAGCCCGGGAAUCUGGAUUCCGUCAUACCGACUCAGUGUACGUCUGGGUCAUUCUCAACACCUCUGUCCCGCUCCUCUUUUACAACCUUGUCUUGGCAGAGACUGGAAUUUGUCGAGUAUCAGAGUUCUUUCACAUCCAGUCAUUUCACCGGAUUUUCAGGAGCUUCAACAUCCACGUUUAGUCCAGAUUUUCCUAUUACGGUUACCAUAAAAUGCAAAUCUGGAAUUUCAACUUUUUCCUUUGCCGCCAAUGCGUUUUCGCAGUUUACAAGCGCACAGGAAGUGACGAUCAUAAAUUGUCCCAUAACAUCGUUUCCAGCCUCAGUAUUCAACGGACUGACUUUAAGUAAGCUAACCAUUCAGGGUGGGAAAAUAACAACAAUAGACGCGGGAACAUUCACGGGACUGACCAUAACAAAAAUGAAUAUCACAUCAGAGGAAAGCGGACUCAUCAUCAGGGAUUGUCCAAUCACAAAUACGCUUCCAGUAGGUCUUUUUGAAUCUCUGACGUCAGUGGAAUUUCUCAUCCUGGAGGGAACUAAUCUGGACUACAUUGCAACUACUACAUUCACCAACUUGACAAGUCUCCACUACCUGAGCUUGGCCAAUAACAGACUGACAAAUAUAUCAUGGGGGAUCUUCGAUGAACUACGAGCGCUUACUGAAGUCAACAUGGAGGGUAACAAUUGGGCCUGUACUUGCGAUGAUCUCUGGUUUCUGGAUUACAGCCUUCAGCAAGACCUCAGGCUUAGCGGUGGGCCUUUAUGUGACACACCUACAGAAUAUAAUUAUAAGCGUGCAACAAAAUAUUGGGAUGAAGUCUGUCCUAAGAUGGAUGCUUGCGAAUACAGUCUAGGUUAUGCUAUGGGUCCAGGUACUUGUGUUGUAAUGGCGGAUUUGGUUAGUUAUGGUAUUGUGGUGAUUACAAUCAUCAUUGCUACCAUCGCCCUAAUCAUCAUUUGUAAGGUACGUCGCGAUCUGAGGGGUGUACAAGACAGAUUGAAAAACAAGAGGGCCACUUCGUGGGGCCGUGUGCAGGAGAUGAUGAAGAAGAAAGAGGCAAAUGGAGGGGCGUCACAGAAACCGCCAUUUCCUCCCAAAGCAGGCUGGGAAAAAUGA